Molecule: messenger RNA, 1233 nt
Organism: Cynocephalus volans (Philippine flying lemur)
Lineage: Eukaryota; Metazoa; Chordata; Mammalia; Dermoptera; Cynocephalidae
Gene: SPRED3
Product: sprouty related EVH1 domain containing 3
Exons: 5
Coding region: 1-1233 (410 amino acids)
Biological process (GO): multicellular organism development; negative regulation of MAPK cascade
Cellular component (GO): membrane
Molecular function (GO): protein kinase binding
Source: RefSeq, a predicted model, not a curated record
AUGGUGCGGGUCCGAGCCGUGGUGAUGGCCCGAGAUGACUCCAGUGGGGGCUGGCUGCCUGUGGGGGGCGGGGGCCUCAGCCAGGUGAGCGUAUGUCGGGUCCGAGGGGCCAGGCCCGAGGGUGGGGCCCGCCAGGGGCACUACGUCAUCCACGGGGAGCGCCUCCGGGACCAGAAAACUACCUUGGAGUGUACCCUGAGGCCAGGUUUGGUUUACAACAAGGUGAACCCCAUCUUCCACCACUGGAGCCUGGGCGAUUGUAAAUUUGGGCUGACAUUUCAGAGUCCUGCAGAGGCUGAUGAGUUCCAGAAGAGCCUGCUGGCUGCACUGGCCGCAUUGGGUCGAGGCUCGCUCACCCCCUCCUCUUCCUCCUCCUCCUCCUCCCCUUCCCAGGACACAGCAGAGACCCCCUGCCCUUUGACGUCCCACGUGGACAGCGACUCCUCCUCCAGUCACAGCCGCCAGGAGACGCCUCCCACCGCCGCGGUGGCCCCCGUCAUCACUAUGGAGUCGGCUUCUGGCUUUGGGCCGGCCACGUCCCCCCAGCGCCGCUGCUCCUCAGCUCAGAGCUACCCUCCGCUUCUACCGUCCACGGGGAUUCCAGAGCCCUCAGAGCCCCCGGCCGGGGCAGGAGGCCCAGGCUGGGGCGGCCGCGGCUAUGAAGAUUACCGGCGCUCUGGGCCGCCCGCGCCUCUCGCCCUGUCCACCUGCGUCGUGCGUUUCGCCAAGACCAGCGCGCUGAGGGGCGCAGCCCUGGGGCCCCCAGUGGCACUCCCCGCCCCUCUGACCGAGGCUGCACCCCCAGCGCCCCCCGCUCGCCCACCCGCGGCCCCGGCCCCAGCCCCCGCGCCGGCCAAGGCCUCCCCGGAGGCGGAGGAGGCGGCGCGCUGCGUGCACUGCCGUGCGCUCUUCCGCCGCCGAGCUGACGGGCGUGGCGGCCGCUGCGCGGAGGCCCCGGACCCGGGUCGCCUACUGGUGCGCCGUCUCAGCUGCCUGUGGUGCGCCGAGAGCUUGCUCUACCACUGCCUGUCGGACGCCGAGGGCGACUUCUCGGACCCAUGCGCCUGUGAGCCGGGUCACCCACGCCCCGCCGCGCGCUGGGCCGCGCUGGCUGUGCUCUCCCUGGCCGUGCCCUGCCUCUGCUGCUACGCCCCGCUGCGCGCAUGCCACUGGGUCGCGGCGCGAUGCGGCUGCGCCGGCUGUGGGGGUCGCCACGAGGAGGCUGCCCGGUGA